Magnolia sinica is the source of this 828-nucleotide messenger RNA. RefSeq lists its product as uncharacterized. Bases 1 to 828 code for a protein of 275 amino acids. The record is from RefSeq and is a predicted model, not a curated record. Lineage: Eukaryota; Viridiplantae; Streptophyta; Magnoliopsida; Magnoliales; Magnoliaceae. The transcript has a single exon.
AUGCCAUCAUCAGAGCAACCUGGGUCGUCUACUGCUCCAUGCAGUCUCUUUGAACAUUUUCAAAGGCUCAGACCGCCCACCUUUGCUAGCACACAUCAUCUUAAGGAGGCCGAGUUUUGGCUAAAUCGUGUCACCAAGGCGAUUCGGCCCCCCCACUACACCAAGGCGGAACAAGUAGAGUUGAUCUCCUACCUAAUUGAGAAGGAGGCCGACAUAUGGUGGGAAUGCCUGUUGAGGAUUGUCCCUGCCAACUUUGUCUGGACAUGGGAAGAUUUUGAAGCCCGCUUCUUCCAAAAGUACUUCCCACAAACCUACAGAAAUGAGAAGGAGAAUGAGUUCUGGCGCCUCCAACAAGGAGGGAUGUCGGUAGCCAAGUACGAGAAAUGGUUUACCGAGUUGUCCCGCUAUGCCCCCCGAAUAGUUGCCGAUGAAGAAACCCGGAUGAGGUGCUUCAACGAAGGCCUGAGGGUCGGCAUUCGCACUAAGAUGUGUUGUGCAAAUAUCCGUACAUAUGCCGAAUUAGUGGAAAUGUCCUUGCGGUCUGAGCAGGACAGAGAGCGGCUCUCUCGAGUUCGCCUCCAACUUGACUCUCGAGGCAGAAUGGGAGGACAGUCUUCUUCUUCCACAGGGAGGAAACCGCACCCAAGCUCCCCUCCCCAACAUGCAACUCCUCCACCCGUCUAUCCCCAACUUGAUUGCACCUGCGGGUACUGUAAGAAAGUGAGCCAUUCAGAGGCUUUCUGCUUUUCUCGGAUGAGGGACCACAGCUACGCGCCCCCUCAGUACAUCAAACGACCGUCCCAACUAGCAUUGUCAGCUCCCCCUUAG